Molecule: messenger RNA, 2560 nt
Organism: Paramecium sonneborni
Lineage: Eukaryota; Ciliophora; Oligohymenophorea; Peniculida; Parameciidae
Source: the annotation of a GenBank genome assembly
AUGUUUAUUAAUAAAUCCAAAAAGCCUUCAUUAUUGUAUGUUGAAUGUAAAUCAAGAGAUAUUUCAAGAAGAAAUUCUAGGAUAAGUGAUUUUCUUAAUGAUACUACGAAUAAGGAAAAUUCAAAUUAAUAAUCCAAUUUUAUUCCAAACACAGCGAAAAAGAUUGAUAGAACUAUUGGAAGUUUAAACAAGAUGUAUAAAUAAGCAAUAUAGGAUUAAUAAAAUUUAUAAGAGCAAGCAUCAAUGUUAAUUGAAGACUUGAAUGGGAAGUUAUUGUAAAGAGCCGAAUUGAUAGGAUAAGUGGAAGAAUUAGAGGAAUUAAUAGAAUUCCAUAAAAUAUAAAGUAAUUUUGAGUUUGCUUUUGCAACUAAAAUAGAAUAGUUAGAUCUACAAAUUUAAUAGUUAAAAAAAUAAUCUUCUUUUAAAUUAUCAAACAACAUAGCUGAUUUAAUACGAGAUAGAGAAUAAUAACAUAAAAUAUUAAAGGAAAAAAUAAAUUAAGAAACAACACUUGCUAUGACAAUGUAUUUGUAACAAUGGGGUAAAGUAUUAUUUUCUAAAUAUAAGGUCAUUAAUUUGAGGUUAUCAAGAAUUAAUAUGGUAAUGAAGUAUAUCAAUAAGUUUUAAAAGAACAAGAAUAAUAAAUCAAUUAAUUGAUCUCACAAUAAUAUAAUAAAAAAAUAUAAGGUAUAAUUUUGAUACUCAGAAAUCAUGAGAAAUUAGAAAAAGCUAUUUAAUUAAAUAUUGAUUAUGUUGAUACAUAAUUAAAUGAUGAUAUUGUUAUAAUAAAAUAAACAAUGGACCAAAAAAAACAGUUAGUCCAGAAUAUUAGAAACAAUCUUUUAGAAGAAGAUUAAUCUAAAUUCUAAUUAUUAAAAAGAGUUGAAGAUCUGGAGUAAGAGAAUCAAUAAUUGGAAUAAUAAUUAAAUGAAAUUACUAUGAAAAAAGAUCUCUAUUAAUAAGAAAUAUUAAAUAAAUAAAAAACCGAAGAAAUUUACAAUGAGAUACUAACAGGAUUUGAUUGCUUAUCACAAAUUGAUAAUGAUGAUCAAAAAAGUGAUAAUAGUAAUUCUUAACUUAGAAGUGGUACGAACAUAUUAAGCAAUAUAAAUAAAUAAACUAAGAAAGUUUUAAGUAAUCACUUAAAUAAGGAUGAUUCCUUACAUUUUAGUCAAUUACAAUAAUAUUUAUAAAUUAAUAGUAUAGAUGGUGAAACUAAUUCUAAAUGUUCAUCAGCCUGUCAAUUAUCUGCUGAUGAUUCAUUAUUAUAACAUUUUAAUGAAUUAAAUUUAACCUUACUAUAAUCUGAAAAGUCUAAAAAUAAUUAUUGUAAUAUGCCUUUACAAUAAUCAUAAUAAUCAUAAUAAUAAUAAUAAUAAUCAUAAUUAUAAUUAUAAUAAUCAUAAUUAUAUUCAUAAUAAUCAUAAGUUUAAUACAACUAUUUUAAUUAGAAGAAUUCACCAAUAGAAAAUUAGUCUUAAUAGAUUGAUUUUAUAAGAUUAUAAACUAUUACUGAAGAAUAAUUAAGUUCAAAAAGAGAGAAAUCUAAAAUGGAAUAAUCCACUAAAAUAAAUAAUACUCCUAUUCAUUAAAAUUUUUAAAAUUAUUUAAAUCUGAACUAAGUUUAAGUUAUUGAUAAUUCAUCCUAAAGCACUCGAGUUCCACUAACUGAAUAAACAAAGCGCUUCUCAAAUAAAUUAGGUUAAUCUUAAUUAUAAAUGACAAAUUGCAAUGAAGUUACACAAAAGUAAAUAUCAAUUCCAUCUCCAUACAUGCCUUUGUUUUUUAAUAAUUAACCAAACAAUCCUCAAACAUAAAAGAGUUAACAACCUUAAGUUUUUAAAUUUAAAGAAUAAAAUUCUUUAUCUGAAUAAAUUUCAAAACACAAAAAAUCAAAAUCCUUUGAUUCUACUGCUAAUAAAGAUAUCUAGUAGAAAUAAUUAUUUUGCAAUAUUUCAGCUAAUAAUGGAUAAACCUAUUAUAAUUCAAAAGAUUCCUAAUAUCUCUCAACAAAAUCAAAUCUCUUGAUUCCUAUUGAAUAAGAAAUACUUAAGAUAACGAAACCUUUAUUAAAGGGUGUGUUAAUUUAUAAAAGGUUUACAUCAACUAAACCAAAUUUAACGAAAAUGGAAUUUGAUCCUUUUACAUGUUAAAAUCCAAAUAUCUGUGGAUAUUGUCCAAGAAUUAUCGCUUUGUCAUAAAACUUUGAUAAAAUUGAAUUUAAAAAUUAAAUGAGAAUUAAUGUAAAAUAUUUAAUAUUAUUUAGCAAGUUGAUUCUUCUCUAUAAUUAGAUUAAAUUAUGAGAGUUAUUAUUCCUAAGACAAUCUAGUAGAGUAUUCAAAUAAAGAAAUAAAUAUAAAAUAGAUAUAUUUUAAGUCAAGAAGAAAGAAUUUUUUGUAGUAUUGUUUAUUGGCCAAUGUCAAUCAUUACUUAAAAUGAAGGUAGGAUUGAAUUAUUGUUUGAUAAUGAGGAAAUAUUGGAAUCAUGGUAAACAAGUCUUAUUUUUCUGAAAGAUAACAUUAAAACACUAUAAAUCAUCAAUAAAAAAUUAAAAAAAUGA